UGAAAUGCAUCGUGCGGUGCAUCUCGCGAAAGUGUAAACACACCGUGUUUGUUUUCGUAGACUUCCAGACAGAUUUUUUCCCAAGAAUUUGCUAGAUUAAGCCAAAAUUUCUAUUGUUUUUAGUCACAAUCGAGUCAAACGACGAUGGAUGACCCUUCCGAUUUGUCCGAUUGCUUCACCUGCAUGCGAAAGACGGACAACUUCCUGCGCAUCUGUGACGAAGCGAACAUCGAAAGCGUCGAUCGGAUCCUGGCCAGGCAUUUCUGGUUCGAGCGAAAAGAGUACGAGCUGUCGGUUUUGUGCACCAGCUGCUGGGAGAAGAUCGACGAGUUCCACAAAUUUUACUGCGAAGUGGCCAAUGUCCAUCAAGUGGAUGCGCUGAAUUUCGUCAAAGUCGAAGGCGAGGAGACGAAGAAAAAGCGUGGCCGGAAACGCAAAAAGGCGGUUGAGGAGGAGCAGGAAGAUGAUGACGAGGAGUGGAAGCCGCCGGCCGUUGAUUUAGGGUUUCCCGUUCCAGUGCACGUUAAGCUUGAAGUAACGGAACCGGACCUCGAGGAACGGGAAGUUUUUGCGGUGGAACAUCAGCAGAUAAAGCGGGAAACUGUGGCAGCAGAGUCGGAGGAUGACGAUGAUGAAAGUGAAGAGGACGACGAGGAGGAAUCAGAUGAGGAAUCGUCGAAGCCGAUUGCGGCAAGACGCCGACAGGUGAAGAAACCAAGGCGAAGAGGUCGUCGAUCCACUCAGGGACAGAAGGAUGCGGUUAUUUUACAGCAUUUGGAAAAGUUGGGAUGCGAUCAGUGCAGCGAGGAAUUCGAUAGCUUCGGAAAGCUGGAAAAGCACUGCCGUCAGGAGCAUGAUUCGGCGCCCAAUGUGGUUUGCUGUAAUAGGGCGUAUCAGAAGCUGAACGGGCUUUAUCAGCAUGUGUGCCGGCACAAGAAUCUGUUCAAGUAUCGUUGCAAGGAAUGCGACAGAUGCUUCAAGAACGUGGAUGGGUUAAACAUGCACAAUUUGUUGCAUCACACGCCGGAAGAAGAGAAACGGUUCAGGUGCCAUCAAUGUGACACGGCCUUUGCAUCGGAACUGCUUCUGACGAGUCACCUCAACUGGCACGCAACCGUGGAACCGAAAAACAUCAUUUGCCACAAGUGCAAUAAGUACUUCACCAACACUAAAAUGCUGGAGAAUCAUACGUUGACUCAUCAUCCGGAGUUGCUCGAUCCGGAAGCUUAUCAAACGGAACCGGAAGCCGUCAAUUAUCUACAAGAGCAACACUCAGUGGAUGAAUCCCAGAUCCCGGAUGGAGCUGACUCAUCCUUUAAAAAGCCUCAAGAACUAGCCAAGCCAAUCCGUCGAAAAACCACCGAAGAAUCGGUCGUCGAAGACGACCUAAUCCGCAAAUACUGCUCGCUAAACUGCGAAUCAUGUGACUUCAUAGGCCCCACCUUCAGCAAACUCCAAGUCCACUACAAAAACGAACACGACGCCCAGGGCUUCGCCGUCUGUUGCGCGCGGAAGUUCAGCAAGAAGAGCCGUCUGUACGAGCACGUUUGCGUCCACGAGAACCCGGACCACUUCAAGUGCCAGGUGUGCGCCAAAACGUUCCAGAACAGCUUCGGCCUGUCGAACCACAUGAUGUGGAAGCACACGCCCGACUCGGAGAAACCGUUCCGGUGCGACGUGUGCGGCAAUCGCUUCUGGAAGGACUACCUGCUGAAGCAGCACAUGGAGUACCACCUGGCGCUGGAGGAGAAGAAGUACGCCUGCAAGGAGUGCGAUCGGUUCUUCGGGACGAGCCUGCUGCUGAAAUCGCACGAGCAAACCGUGCACGGUCUCAGUGCCAGCUGGGUGUGCGACAUCUGUGCCAAGGGUUUCCCGCUGAAGUCGGCGCUGGAGUUCCACCGGCAGCAGCACACCCAAGAGGGACGGGCGGCCCAGAAGGCCCAGUGCAAGUACUGCAGCCUGUGGAUGAAAAACGUGCGCAGCUUGCGGAGCCAUCUGAAGCGCUGCAAGUCCGACCCGGUCAGUUGCGACAUCUGCGGCAAGGAGUGCUCCAAUGCGUUCUCGCUGCAAAGUCACAAGAAGUUUGUCCACUCGAACGCCCCGAUGUACUCGUGCUCGUUCUGUGCGAAACCGUUCAAGCGAUUGCUCCGGUUGAGGGAACACGAAGCAGGUCACACCGGAGAUCUGUUGUAUAAAUGUGAAUACUGUCCCCGAACGUGUAACUCUAGCUCCAACAUGUACACCCACAAAAAGGUUGCUCAUCCGGAGCAGUGGGCGGAAAAGGUGGCCAGUCGCUUCCAUAAACGGUAGGAAGGCAAGCAACCAAGCAGUCAGUGGGUAAGUCGAAUUAAGUCACAUUGAGUAGAGUAUAGGUAAUUUAUAUAAAGAUCUGCUAUUGAUUGUAAAUUACGUGUUGACGGAGCUAGGAGUUUUACUAUUGAUGACCUUCCCAAGAGAUACUCAUGAGAGAAGUGUCGAUUAGGUGGCCAUCUUCAUCGAGAAUUAAUCGAAAAACAGAUUUCAAGAAAAUGAUAACUUUAUUAAAACAAAA
Molecule: messenger RNA, 2551 nt
Organism: Aedes aegypti (yellow fever mosquito)
Lineage: Eukaryota; Metazoa; Arthropoda; Insecta; Diptera; Culicidae
Product: transcription factor grauzone
Exons: 4
Coding region: 145-2310 (721 amino acids)
Cellular component (GO): nucleus
Molecular function (GO): zinc ion binding
Source: RefSeq, a predicted model, not a curated record